AUGGUCAGCCAACCAUCUUCACCACCACCCCGUGAUUUCCUUUGUCCAAUAACCCGAGAAAUUAUGCAAAAUCCUGUUUUACUUAUUGAAGAUGGUCAUUCAUAUGAAUUAUAUGCUUUACAACGUUGGUUACGCGAUCAUAAUUCAUCUCCAAUGACAAAUAAACCAUUGCGUGAUCGUCGUUUUGUACAUAAUUUUAAUUUAAAAAAUGCUAUUGAAGAAUAUUGUGCUCAACAAGAGACACUUUCAUUAGCAAAUAGAUUUCUUUCAUUUAAUAUUCGUUCUGGUCGUACACCAUCCGAAUGGAAUGAUAAACCGACAUUAAAAAUUCGUCUUAGUCUUCUUGGUGGUUCUAAUGUUGGUAAAACAACGCUUGCUCGUUGUUUACAAUAUGGUGCCCAAUCAUCCUUUGUACAUUUAAAUACUUCAGCAACUGUAGGACCUGAUCUUGUUUUUUUUUAUUUGGAUCAAUUAUAUGAAAAUAAAUAUGUUAUUAUCAUUCAACUUGCUGAUAUACCUGGAAUGGAACGAUAUGAAUCAUGCUGUGAUAAUCAUUUUCGUAAUUGUCAUGGUGCACUUUUACUAUCGGAUUCAACUGAUAUUGAUUCACUUGAACGUACAGAACUUUAUUGGUAUAAACAAUUACAAACAAAAGGAAAAGAUGAUGUUGAAGCUGUACUUGUUUGUAAUAAAAUUGAUUUAUUUGAAACAAAUUGUGAUGUACAUUAUCGACGAAUUUUUUUUCAACGUGCAGAACAUUUUGCAUCAUCACAUAAUAUGCCAAUUUAUAAUAUAUCAGCAUUACGUGGUGACAAUAUUCAAGCAAUGUUUAAACAAUUAAUCUUACGUAUUCUACAAAAUGAAUCAUUGCUACGACAAAUUAAAGAAACUAGUAUUGGGUAUGAUCAAACAUCAAACCGUAAAGAAUCGAUACGACGUACAUCGUCCAUUCAAGUUUCAAUUCAACCAUCAUCAUCAUCAUCAUCAUCCUCAUCAUCGUCGUCAUCUAGGCAAAAUGAUAAUGAUAGGAAUUCAUCUGGGGGCUGCUAUAAUAUGGGGUAA
Rotaria sp. Silwood1 is the source of this 1062-nucleotide messenger RNA. NCBI's taxonomy places the organism in Eukaryota, Metazoa, Rotifera, Eurotatoria, Philodinida, Philodinidae. The record is from the annotation of a GenBank genome assembly.